Talaromyces rugulosus is the source of this 1608-nucleotide messenger RNA. RefSeq lists its product as uncharacterized. The transcript is spliced from 4 exons. Gene Ontology annotation, biological process: transmembrane transport; carbohydrate transport. Lineage: Eukaryota; Fungi; Ascomycota; Eurotiomycetes; Eurotiales; Trichocomaceae. Gene Ontology annotation, cellular component: membrane. The coding region runs from base 1 to 1608 and encodes 535 amino acids. Gene Ontology annotation, molecular function: carbohydrate:proton symporter activity. The record is from RefSeq and is a predicted model, not a curated record.
AUGCGCCUGCAGCUCAACAAGCCAGAUGAUGCUGCAGGGUCGGCUGCGCCAGCCAUCAUCAUCGGCCUGUUUGUCGCCUUUGGGGGUGUUCUUUUUGGAUAUGACACAGGAACUAUCAGCGGCAUCCUUGCUAUGAAGUACUGGCGCAAUCUCUUUUCUACCGGAUAUGUCAACCCCGUCGAUCACCAGCCCGAUGUCACUUCGGAUCAGUCGUCCAUGAUUGUGUCGUUAUUGUCUGCUGGGACAUUCUUCGGAGCAUUAGCUUCAUCGUCGGCGGCGGACUACUUUGGUCGACGUAUUGCCAUGAUUAUUUAUUCCGUCGUCUUUUGUUUUGGGGUUGUAUUGCAGGUAGUAGCAACGGCAAUUCCGCUGUUUGUUGCAGGCCGUUUUUUCGCGGGGUUUGGAGUGGGUUUGCUAUCAGCUACGAUUCCGUUGUACCAAUCCGAGACAGCCCCAAAGUGGAUUCGCGGAACAAUCGUGGGAUCAUAUCAGCUUGCAAUCACAAUCGGCCUGCUUCUCGCCGCUAUUGUUAAUAAUGCAACCAAGAACCGCGACGACACCGGCUCGUACCGUAUCCCAGUCGCUGUUCAGUUUGCCUGGGCGCUGAUUCUGAUCGUCGGAAUGCUGGUUCUGCCAGAAACACCUCGAUUCCUCAUCAAGAAGAACCGCAUGGAAGAAGCAACCAAGGCGUUGGCUCGCCUGCGCAGACUUCCCGUUGAUGAUCCGGCUUUGACAGCAGAGCUGGUCGAAAUCCGGGCCAAUCAUGAGUACGAGUUAUCCAUGGGCAAAGCUUCGUAUCUCGAGAUCGUACGUGGCUCUUUGGGGAAACGUCUCGCCACUGGCUGUGCACUUCAAGCUCUACAGCAGCUUUCGGGGGUCAAUUUUAUUUUCUACUACGGAACGUCUUUCUUCCAGAACUCGGGCAUCCAGAAUUCGUUCGUGAUUACUCUUAUUACAAGCAUUGUUAACGUACUGUCGACUCUGCCCGGCCUAUACAUGGUUGAGAAAUGGGGCCGUCGCCCACUCCUUCUCUUCGGAGCUGUUGGCAUGUGCGCGAGCCAACUGAUUGUGGCCAUUGUUGGCACAGCCACGUCUUCAAUGGUUGCCAACAAGGUGCUUAUUGCAUUCGUUUGCAUAUACAUAUUCUUCUUUGCUAGCUCCUGGGGUCCCGUGUCGUGGGUUGUGACGGGCGAACUGUACCCGUUGAAGGCACGUGCUAAAUGUCUGUCAAUCACUACCGCAACCAACUGGCUGCUCAACUGGGCCAUUGCUUACGCAACGCCGUACAUGGUCAACAGCGGUUCCGGGAAUGCCGACCUGGGCUCCAAGGUUUUCUUCAUUUGGGGUGGCUUUUGCGCCGUAUGCUGCGUCUUUGUAUACUUUUACAUUUAUGAGACCAAGGGUCUCACGCUAGAGCAGGUGGACGAGCUAUACGCCAAGGUGCCAGUGGCCUGGAAAUCGGCCAGUUUUGUGCCGUCGGUGAACUACUUGGAAGUCCAAGACGUGAAGGGAGAGCGCAGCUUGUCGGGGACCCUAACCGAUCUUGAGAUUGGGGCCCAGGAGAAGCGCGACGAGUUUGCCGACCACGUGGAGCGAACGGCUGUCUAA